Messenger RNA from Perkinsus marinus ATCC 50983, 528 nucleotides. RefSeq lists its product as hypothetical. The coding region runs from base 1 to 528 and encodes 175 amino acids. The record is from RefSeq and is a predicted model, not a curated record. Lineage: Eukaryota; Perkinsozoa; Perkinsida; Perkinsidae. The transcript has a single exon.
AUGACACUGAAAUUAUUCCUCUGGAGAAAAUCUAAGCCCACCGAUGGGAAAAACUGUGCUUCGCUCACGCCAAGCUUCAGUACUCAAAGUGGCUGUUAUCACUAUCCGUUAUCGUCAAGAUGCUCUCUUCCAAACUCACUUUGGAAUGCAGCCGUUCGUCCGCAACAGAACCAGAACGCAGCUCCUCGUCCGCGGCAGAACCGGAACGCGGCCCUCCGUCGACAGCAGAACCGAAACGCGGCCCUCCGUCGACAGCAGAACCGGAACGCGGCCCUCCGUCGACAGCAGAACCGGAACGCGGCCCUCCGUCGACAGCAGAACCGGAACGCGGCCCUCCGUCGACAGCAGAACCGGAACGCGGCCCUCCGUCGACAGCAGAACAAGGGAAUGCAGCCGCUGCAGCCUGGUUCUGCUGUGCAGCCUCUGGUCCGCAGCAGGACCAGAAUCGUCGUUGUUCUCAGUGGUGGCGAACUAAGUCGAGCUGUUGCUAAUUACGACUACGUUCAUUUCAAUACAGUUUUCUGGUGA